Messenger RNA from Lottia gigantea (owl limpet), 441 nucleotides. RefSeq lists its product as hypothetical. Lineage: Eukaryota; Metazoa; Mollusca; Gastropoda; Lottiidae. The transcript is spliced from 2 exons. The record is from RefSeq and is a predicted model, not a curated record. The coding region runs from base 1 to 441 and encodes 146 amino acids.
AUGCAGGCCCAGUUUCACCAAGCUGCAGUGCCCUAUCAGAUGUGGCCAUAUGUUCAAAUGUUGCAAGGAAAUCCUCAAGAAUUCGCCAUGCAUCCAGCUUUUAUGAAUACAACCCUGCCGAAUUAUUCCCCUUAUUUUGAUUCGCCUCAAAUGAAGCCGAAAAAGGGAUCCUCUUUCACGAUUGAUGCUAUUUUGAAUUCAAGAACUUCUCCUUCAACCAGCGACGAGGAAUUUUCGCCAUCACCAAAACAGUUUUAUAAACAACGCCAUUCUGAGAGUUUUACACCUGGACGGCGACAUCAAAGACUUCUGGAAUCAGCUCAUCCUUAUUUUGACAGCGGUCUUCGAUCAUCAACCCCUACGUCAUCACCAGAAUCAGUUAAAUUACCACUGAAUUUUACAGUGUAUGUUUUCAAUUUAUUGAACAUAUUAGCAGUUUAG